Molecule: messenger RNA, 693 nt
Organism: Magnolia sinica
Lineage: Eukaryota; Viridiplantae; Streptophyta; Magnoliopsida; Magnoliales; Magnoliaceae
Exons: 2
Coding region: 1-693 (230 amino acids)
Source: RefSeq, a predicted model, not a curated record
AUGGAAGAGCCUGCCGAGAUUCGCACCAUCUAUGGCAGUUCAUCUGGUGGAGGUGAUUCGAAUAGGACUCGCAAAGCCUACUCUCGAAGCUCGGACCCCAAUUUGACCUUCAUAGAAGAUGAUGCACGAGGAAUUCAACAUCCACACGACGAUGCCUUGGUAGUGGCUAGGACUAUAGCUAACCACAAGGUUUACGGCAUCCUAGUCGAUACCGGAAGCUCUGCCGAUGUCAUUUACUCUAAGUUGUUUAAGAGAAUAGGGAUCGACAGGUCACACCUCCGACCUAUGAAAACCCCCCUAGACGGCUUUGCCGAAGAUAGGAUGAUCUCCGAAGGAGCCAUCUCCCUCCCCGUGACAACAGGGGAAGGGCAUCAUCAAGUCAUUCUUUUGGUUAACUUCCUCAUUGUGAACGUGUCGUCGAUACACAAUGUUAUAAUGGGCCGACCUUCCCUUAAUGCAAUGAGGGCGGUUGUGUCUACCUAUCACCUCAUGAUGAAGUUCCCUGCCGAGGGAGGAGUCGGAUACCUCCAAGGGUAUCAGUGUGAAGCCCGGAGAUGUUUCGUUGUGGCGGUGAGAAAGGGUUCGGUGAAGCAGGCGAUGAGGACGACCCCCCGACUCAACCAACCUUCUUCGGAUGAAGAUGAGGAUGAGGACGAGGACAAGCCCCCGACUCGGUCAACCUUCUUCGGAUGA